AUGGACAUAAAUGGUCUGAUCCAUUGUGGGAUCCGGCUCGGGGGCGGGGUCGAAGGCGGAGCUCGGCGGACACGCGUGCGGCAGACGCGGCCCUCACCGGAGGCCUCGGCCGGGGUCGCCGGGUUGGCAGCCCGCGCGGGGCGGGCGCGGCAGCCGGCGGAGCUCGGAGCUUUGCGCGACCCCAGCGCACGGCGGGGCGGAGACGCCGUCCUCGCGGCCCAAGCGCCCGGAAAUCGGCCGCAUACAUUCUCCCUCCGGGUGCCUUUCCCGUCCUCCUCGGAGGCAGACAUCGCCCGCGGGUCCCUGGCCCCGGACCCGGAGCCUCGCGGAGGGGCGGUUGGGCGGGAGCUCGCGGUGCGCGGCAGCGCCCUGGCGGUCAGCUGGGCGGCCGAAGACCCUGGCCUCCUGCGGGCCUCCGUGGUCAGCUUCCUCAGCCAGCUUUCCCUGGGGGUGCGCACCCUGCAGCGCUUCGGGCCCCCCGUUUUCCCGCUGAGCCCGGGCUGGGAAGAGGGGCUGAUGCUUCCUGCCGCCUGAGUCCUGCAGGAGUUGCACUUACAUGGGGCCCGAAUCUUGGGCACUUGUGGUUCAUUGUUUUGUUUGAUGCUUACGUGUUUGUCACUGCAGCAAAUAAAGCCGA
This is a messenger RNA of Myotis myotis, 637 nucleotides long. RefSeq names its product EKC/KEOPS complex subunit LAGE3-like. Lineage: Eukaryota; Metazoa; Chordata; Mammalia; Chiroptera; Vespertilionidae. Bases 1 to 534 code for a protein of 177 amino acids. The transcript is spliced from 2 exons. Gene Ontology annotation, cellular component: EKC/KEOPS complex. The record is from RefSeq and is a predicted model, not a curated record.